AUGGCUUUCCUUUGGGUUCUCUCAUGCCUGUAUCUCAUCAAUGCUGCUUAUGGACUGGAGUGCGGUCGCCCUGCGAUCAACCCCGUUAUUACCGGCUACUCCAGGAUAGUAAAUGGUGAAGAUGCUGUUUCAGGAUCUUGGCCCUGGCAAAUCUCACUGCAGGACUACAGUGGCUGGCAUUUCUGCGGUGGUUCCCUGCUCAAUGAAAACUGGGUUGUAACUGCUGCUCAUUGUGGUGUAGGCCAAAGCCAUUACGUGGUUCUUGGAGCACAUAAUAAAUGCUCAAGUUCAGAAGAUAACGUGGUUGUGGGUGUCGCAAGGGCCUUCACUCACCCUAACUGGGAUUCGUACAACAUCAACAAUGACGUGACUGUGGUCAAGCUGAAAUCUUCGGUUACCUUCACUCCCCGUAUAUCUCCUGUCUGUCUGGCUUCGAAUCCUGACCUUUUCCCUGGUGGCAAGAUGUGUAUGACUUCAGGAUGGGGACUGACCAAUCCAUUUGACUCCAACACUCCAUGCAUCCUGCAGCAGGCAGCCCUCCCUCUGCUCACCUACGAACAGUGUAACAACAUUUGGACCAACAUGAUCACCGAUGCCAUGAUCUGCGCUGGGGCAGCAGGAGCCACAUCCUGCAUGGGUGACUCUGGUGGCCCUCUGGUGUGUCAGAAUGGAGGAGCCUGGAAUCUGGUGGGAAUUGUUUCCUGGGGCAGCGGCUACUGUUCCACCAGCACCCCUGCCGUUUACACCCGGGUGACAAUGUUCAGAUCAUACAGCUUCCAAUCAGCAAAUAUAAAAGCUAGAGAGCCGAAGAAAGAGCAACACAAGAGAGUUGCUGGUGCUCCUGCAGCUGACCCUUCCCGUAUAGUCAACGGACAGGUGUCAAGUCCAGGGGCUUGGCCCUGGCAAGUCUCCCUGCAGGACAAAAAUCGCAAUCACUUCUGUGGAGGAUCUCUGGUAAACCAGAACUGGGUUAUUACUGCCGCCCACUGUCAAUUUAAUUACUACUAUCAUAUUGUUGUGCUCGGAGAAUUUGAUAUGCACUCUUCAUCAGAACCUGUGCAAGUGAAAAGUGUUUCACAGGUCAUUACCCAUCCUAACUUCAACUACCAAACCUUGAACUAUGACUGUACUCUACUAAGGCUGUCUUCCCCAGCUAGUUACAAUAGCUAUGUUUCGCCAGUCCCACUGAUUCCUCAGGGCACUUAUCUUCCAGGAGGCACAACGUGUGUCACCACUGGGUGGGGAAGGACUGUGGCCGGCGGUGCAACCGCUAGCAAGCUCAUGCAGACAAGCCUACCCGUCAUUGAAAACAGUCGCUGCAAGGAAUAUUGGGGGAACAGCAUUACUAACAUGAUGAUUUGUGCUGGUGCCUCUGGAAGUUCCUCGUGUCAGGGAGAUUCCGGUGGCCCUUUCGUUUGUUAUGUGAACGGUGCCUGGAGCCUGUCUGGUCUGGUUUCUUGGGGAACCAGCAACUGCAACGUAAGGGCUCCUGCAAUUUACGCCAGUGUCGCCAACUUGCGUCCGUUUAUUGAUCAAUACAUCUAUUACUGAUGAAUUUAACCUUCGAACCUUCG
This is a messenger RNA of Callorhinchus milii (elephant shark), 1574 nucleotides long. Its product is annotated as chymotrypsinogen 2-like. The transcript is spliced from 14 exons. Gene Ontology annotation, molecular function: serine-type endopeptidase activity. Lineage: Eukaryota; Metazoa; Chordata; Chondrichthyes; Chimaeriformes; Callorhinchidae. Gene Ontology annotation, biological process: proteolysis. The coding region runs from base 1 to 1551 and encodes 516 amino acids. The record is from RefSeq and is a predicted model, not a curated record.